AAACGAAUUUCAGACAUGUACCCCAACAUUGUUGUCUGGCACUGUCUAAAUCACAGACUCGAACUUGCAGUUGCCGAUAGUGUUUCUGAGACUACUGGCAUGAACCAUUUUCAUUCUUUCAUGGACAAGCUAUACUCAGUCUACAGUAGAUCAGCACUAAAUCAGCAAGAACUCCGAAAUUGUGCGAAGGAACUGGAUGCUGUCUUGAGGAAAAUUGGUCGUGUACUGGAUGUGAGAUGGGUUUCCAGUUCGUUCAGGACUGUCUCCGCUGUGUGGGAAAGUUUUGAAGUUCUGUCGACUCAUUUUAAAGCUGCCGUAAGCUCUAAGCGGACUUCUGCUGAAAGAGCGACAUACAGCGGUCUACUGUGAAAAGGCUGUGCUCGCCAGAAUUUCUCAUUGACCUCGGAGUUAUGUACGAUGCCUUAUACGAACUUUCACUGCUGUCAGAGAUUCUCCAGAAACGGACUACUACAUUGGUUUAUGCAGAUAAAAUGGCACGUAGAACAGUAAGGAUUUUUGAAUCCAUGAAUGAGAAUGUAGGUACAAAGACUCUUGAAGCGCAGAUAGCUGCCAUGGAAGGAACAUUUAAAUCUACAGUGCUGACGUCGAAUCCCAAACAUGUAAAAAUAAAUCAUAAACAAUUCCUUACCAAACUCGCCAAUCAUAUGAAAGAACGACUUUUUACAACCACUGCAUCAAAUGAGAAGGCUUCUUCCGAGGUGAAUUGCCAAAAAUAUGAAAGUCUUCUUUCUGAGCUCUUGGUCCUGGAUCCACACCACUGGCCUGCAGAACUACCCCAGGGUUAUGGCGAAAAUGAAGUUGAAAGAUUGUGUCGGCGCUUUCAGCUAAAUGAACGUAUUAUCAAAAAUGCAUUUCGAGAUUUUAAGGAGAACAACGGAAGAAUUCCAGAUGAUUUAGCUCCACUUAUUAACUGCACACGUGUGAUCCCGUGCAGUACUGCUGAAUGUGAAAGGGGAUUCAGCCAAAUGAACUUAAUUAUAACUGAUCAGCGUUCCAAAAUUUUAAUCAAACAUGCUUCAGCCUUAAUGUUUAUCAAGCUUCAUGGACCCCCUUUGAGACAGUGGAAUCCAAGCCCUUAUGUGACCACUUGGUUGCGACACAAUCAUCGAUCCGCAGAUGACAGCCGUACACGGGUGGCAGCUCCAAUUUCCAGCGACUCCCCUGACGCUCUGUGGCAGUUCCUAUAGUUGACUAAAAACAACCUGUGAUUGGUAAGUGCAACUUUUAAUUUUCUAUAGAGAGGGGAGAUUUUACAGAAAUUUGUUAAGUAAAAUAUGUGUUAUAUUAUUAUUAAAAAAACCCCGAUUAAAUCGCGUUAAAUGGAAAGUGGGCGUAACUGUUAAUACCUCGUUAACUAUUUAAUUGAUUCUCAUUGGGACCGCUCCGCUACUUUUUUUUUUACC
Messenger RNA from Acipenser ruthenus (sterlet), 1424 nucleotides. Its product is annotated as zinc finger protein 862-like. Bases 411 to 1208 code for a protein of 265 amino acids. The transcript has 2 exons. NCBI's taxonomy places the organism in Eukaryota, Metazoa, Chordata, Actinopteri, Acipenseriformes, Acipenseridae. Gene Ontology annotation, molecular function: protein dimerization activity. The record is from RefSeq and is a predicted model, not a curated record.